Molecule: messenger RNA, 606 nt
Organism: Microthlaspi erraticum
Lineage: Eukaryota; Viridiplantae; Streptophyta; Magnoliopsida; Brassicales; Brassicaceae
Source: the annotation of a GenBank genome assembly
AUGGAUAGGACUCGGCUUAAUGAUCAGUUAGGUGUGAAUAAGAUUGGGAAGAGCAUAAAGAAGAGUCCUUUACACCAACCCAAUCUCCCAAACGGUAUCAUCGCUCCUUUGAGGCCUCCGUUGCACAAGAUUAGACCUUUGCCACAACCAAUGAUGGGUCGUGGAGAUCGAUGUUGGUCUUAUACAGCUCACCCUCCUCCUGUCUCAGUGUAUAUGCGUUAUCUUCAAAGCUCAUUAGAAGAUUCUGGACUCAGUGGAAACCAACUGCAGCCACAGGCUCAAGUUCACGCUCCACCGCAACCACCACCACGGUUCAAUGGCUCUGUACGAGAUGCUCCCAUUUUGCCCACUCCUAGGUUCAACGCUCUUCCUUCUCCUAGAUUCAACGGUCCUGGGAUAUUACCUUCUCCUGCGUCCCAAUAUCUACUGCAAUCUCCAACCGCCGCGUACCGGAAUUUGCUGUCGCGCGGAGUUCGAUAUCCUUCACCACUUACACCAAGAAGCUUGGAUCAACCUGGAAUUCUCGGUCCGGGCACAUUAUCUCAGCCUUCUCCUGGUCAUGUGUCCCCAUCAUCAUCAGCAUAUGGGUUGUUUCCCACACUCUAG